UCAAUUCCCAGUACCAAAAAAGGGGGGUGCUAGGGAUAUACAUAGCUCAGUGCCAAGGCCCUGGGUUCAGCCCCUAGUUCUCAAAAAUGAAAGUCCUGUGUGCCCAACCCUCAGGGCUCAGGAUGCUGAGGAUGUGGCCAGGGCCCCAGGGGCUUGGCAGGUGAGCAUAGCACUGGUUUUGCUAAACAAAUCUGCCCCUCCCCAUGGACUCACUACAUAUCUGGGGCUCCUGCCCGACACACCUUGUUCUCCCUGUUGGAAGCUGCCACCUGCCAUGCCAGGGCUGGCUGUGCUGGGCCUCAGCCUUGUGGCUCUCCUGGGCCUUGGGAGGGGGGCCUUGUUGUGCCUGUCCCAGCAAUUCAGGAUGGAAGGGGACUACAUCCUGGGAGGGCUCUUCCCCCUGGGCUUGGCUGAGGAGACUGACUUGAACCAUAGGACGCGACCUGACAGCAUCACGUGCUCCAGGUACGGAGUGGGCCGCCAGGGCAGGGGAGAUGAGGGGGCUGGGUGUCCCUGGGCCUGUGCUGCCAAGCCUGGGGUGAGACAGCAGCCACCUGUGGCUCUGUGUGUCUUCAGGUUCUCGACCAUGGGCCUGUUCCUGGUGAUGGCUUUGAAGAUGGCUGUGGAGGAAAUCAACAACAGUUCCACCCUGCUGCCUGGGCUGCAGCUGGGCUACGACCUCUUCGACACCUGUUCGGAGCCUGUGGUCACCAUGAAGCCCAGUCUCAUGUUCCUGGCCAAGGCGGGCAGCCGCAGCAUUGCCGCCUACUGCAACUACACACAGUACCAGCCUCGCGUGCUGGCUGUCAUCGGGCCCCACUCCUCAGAGCUCGCCCUGAUCACAGGAAAGUUCUUUGGCUUCUUCCUCAUGCCACAGGUCAGCUACGGCGCCAGCAUGGACAGGCUGAGCAACCGGGAGACUUUUCCAUCCUUCUUCCGCACAGUGACCAGCAACCGAGUCCAGCUAGAAGCCAUGGUGACGCUGCUGCAGCACUUCGGCUGGAACUGGGUGGCUGCCCUGGGUAGUGACGAUGAGUAUGGCAGAGAGGGUCUGAGCACCUUCUCAAGUCUGGCCCAUGCGCGGAACAUCUGUGUUGCACACGAGAGCCUAGUGCUCCUGUCCCGCACCAACAGUGUGCGGCUGGGCAAGGUGCAGGAUGUCCUGCACCAGGUAAACCAGAGCCAGGUGCACGUGGUGGUGCUCUUCGCCUCAGCCCGUGCUGUCUACUCCCUGUUCCAGUACAGCAUCCGCCAUAGCCUCACACCCAAGGUGUGGGUGGGCUGUGAUGCCUGGCUGACGUCGGACUUGGUCAUGACACUGCCUGACAUCCAGCGGGUAGGCACUGUUCUUGGGUUUCUGCAGCGGGGCGCCCUGCUGCCUGAGUUCUUCCACUACAUGGAGACUCAACUGGCUGUGGCCGCUGACCCAGCCUUCUGUGCCUCCCUGGAUGCGGAGCAGGACGUGGAGGAGGAUGUGGUGGGGCCACGCUGCCCUCGGUGUGACCAAAUCAUGUUGCAGAACCUGUCAACUGGGCUGGUGCACAACCUGUCAGCUGGAGAGCUGCACCACCAGAUCUUUGCCACCUACGCAGCCGUGUACAGUGUGGCUCAGGCCCUCCACCACACCCUGCAUUGCAGCACCUCCAGCUGCCCCACACAGGAGCCUGUGAAGCCCUGGCAGCUCCUGGAUAAGAUGUACAACAUGAGCUUCCACAUUCGCGGUCUGGAGCUGCGGUUCAGUGACUCUGGAAAUGUGGAUAUGGAGUACGACCUGAAGAUGUGGGUGUGGCAGAGCCCGAUGCCCAAGCUGCGCACCGUGGGAACCUACAACGGCAGCCUCCAGCUACAGCCCACACUCAUGCACUGGCAUGCACCAAACAACCAGGUGCCAGUGUCUCAAUGCUCCCAGGAGUGCCGUGAGGGCCAGGUGCGCCGGGUGAAAGGCUUCCACUCCUGCUGCUAUGACUGUGUGGACUGCAAGGCAGGCAGCUACCGGCAGAACCCAGAUGACCUCACUUGCACCCUCUGUGACCAGGACCAGUGGUCUCCGGAGCGGAGCAUGCGCUGCUUUCCCCGCAGGCCCAGGUUCCUGGAGUGGGGAGAUCCGGCUGUGCUGUUGCUGCUCUUGCUGCUGGCCCUGGUGCUCGGCCUGGUGCUGGCAGCCCUGGGGCUGUUCAUCCGCCACAGGGACAGCCCACUGGUCCAGGCCUCAGGGGGGCCACUGGCCUGCUUUGGCUUGGCCUGCCUGGGCCUUGUCUGCCUCAGCGUCCUCCUAUUCCCAGGCUGGCCGGGGCCUGCCAGCUGCCUGGCCCAGCAGCCUGUGGCCCACCUCCCUCUCACAGGCUGCCUGAGUACACUGUUCCUGCAAGCAGCUGAGACCUUCGUGGAGUCAGAACUGCCACCCACCUGGGUGGCCUGGGUGCGUGGCCAUCUGCGGGCGCCCUGGGCCUGGCUGCUGGUGCUGCUGCUGAUCCUGAUGGAGGCAGCACUCUGUGGCUGGUCCCUCGCAGCCUUCCCAUCCAAGGUGGAGAUGGACUGGCGGGUGCUGCCCAGGGAGGUGCUGGUGCACUGCCACAUGCACUCCUGGGUGGGCCUGGGCCUGGUGCAUAUCACCAAUGCUACACUAGCCUUCCUCUGCUUCCUGGGCACCUUCCUGGUACAGAGCCAGCCUGGCCACUACAACCGUGCCCGUGCCCUCACUUUCACCAUGCUAGCCUACUUUGUCACCUGGGUCUCCUUUGUGCCCCUCUUCACCAACAUGCAGGUGUUGUACCAGCCUGCUGUGCAGAUGGGUGCCAUCCUCCUCUGUGCCCUGGGCAUACUGGCCAUCUUUCACCUGCCCAAGUGCUACCUGCUACUGUGGUGGCCAGAGCUCAACACCCCUGAGUUCUUUCUAGGCCAGGGGCCUAACGACACCACAGAUGGGGGUGGUAGUGGGGGCAGAGACAGGACUCAGGGAGACCAUGAGUGACCUCUAAGCCCAGGAUCUCAACCCCAGUGAAUACAGUCCCUGCAGAGACCCCACAACCCAACCCCUGGGCUGAUAACCGCCUGUUUUCCAUUCUGACUCCAACCUGACCUUGACCUUGACCCCAGGCCUGCACUGUGUGGGAAGAGCCCACAAGACCUGCUCCACUGCCCCAAAGGCCUCCCAGAAGUUCCUGGGGGCCUACAACCAUACCCUCAGCUCAGGACACUCCUAGCCAAAGGGAGGCCAAGUUGGGCACCACUUGCCUCGCUGUGCCCAGGCUAGGCCUAGAGUAGACAGCAAAGCCCAACCAGGAGGGGAAGGGCAGCACCCAGCCUGAUCCAGGUCAAGCCCAUGGGAAGGGGCCCUGCCUGCCACCAGUACCUCGGACAGAGCAAGGGUGGAGGUGGGCGUCAGCACCACGGCCAGCGACCACUCCCGGGACCCCUGGAGCCAGCACCAAGGACAGAAGACGACCGGCCAGCACCGGGGACAGGGCCUCGUCGCAGCACAGACUCAGAGGAUGGUGCCAGUCUGGGUCAAGGCAGCCUCCAGUCAGACCCGGGUCAACACUAGACCCGCCCCCCACUCGAGUACCGAGGCGGCCCGCAGAGAACAGGGUCACAGGCCAAACACCAGCCCCAUAAAAUUAAAUGCUUUUUAGUGUUUAAAAUA
Molecule: messenger RNA, 3643 nt
Organism: Chinchilla lanigera (long-tailed chinchilla)
Lineage: Eukaryota; Metazoa; Chordata; Mammalia; Rodentia; Chinchillidae
Gene: Tas1r3
Product: taste receptor type 1 member 3
Exons: 5
Coding region: 275-2971 (898 amino acids)
Biological process (GO): sensory perception of umami taste; sensory perception of sweet taste; G protein-coupled receptor signaling pathway
Cellular component (GO): membrane
Molecular function (GO): sweet taste receptor activity; G protein-coupled receptor activity
Source: RefSeq, a predicted model, not a curated record